Apodemus sylvaticus (European woodmouse) is the source of this 2043-nucleotide messenger RNA. It is a transcript of the gene Gpatch4, whose product is annotated as G-patch domain containing 4. The record is from RefSeq and is a predicted model, not a curated record. Gene Ontology annotation, cellular component: nucleolus. The transcript has 8 exons. Lineage: Eukaryota; Metazoa; Chordata; Mammalia; Rodentia; Muridae. Gene Ontology annotation, molecular function: nucleic acid binding. The coding region runs from base 127 to 1323 and encodes 398 amino acids. Gene Ontology annotation, biological process: regulation of ribosome biogenesis.
UUCACUUCCGGGAAGAUGGCCGCUCCCAAGUCGGGUGUGGCACGUGCUUCCACGGAGAGGACUGUAUGCUGACCGCUUACGGAUGGUGCCACACUGCCUGGUGAGAACCUGAGGAUAGUCCCUGCCAUGAGUGUCACCCCAGAGGUCAAGAGUCGUGGGAUGAAGUUUGCUGAAAAGCAGCUGCUGAAGCACGGAUGGACUCAAGGCAAGGGCCUGGGCCGGAGAGAAAAUGGCAUUACCCAGGCCCUCAGGGUGACACUGAAGCAAGAUACCCAUGGGGUGGGACACGACCCUGCCAAGGAAUUUACAGACCACUGGUGGAGUGAUCUCUUCAACAAGACUGCUGCCAGCCUGGUAGUGGACUCAGGGAAGGAUGGAGUGCAGAUAAGGCGCCUUUCCAAGGAGACGGCCCAGCGCAGCCACCCCAAGCCCAGCUUGGUGUAUCAGAAAUUUGUGAAGACUGCCACACUAACCUCAGGUGAAGAGAAGCCUGACAGAGACUUGGAGAGCUACAGUGAUGUUGACACCCAUGAGCCCAUGCCCCCGAAGAUACUGACUGAUGAGAUGCUACUCAAAGCUUGUGAGGGGCGAACAGCGCACAAGGCUGCCCGGCUUGGAAUCACCAUGAAGGCCAAGCUUGCUCGCCUAGAGGCCCAAGAGCAGGCCUUUCUGGCUCGGCUCAAAGGCUCAAAGGACGUGGGCACCUCUCAUCCACUGACUGACAGCGAGCCUCCCCAAAAAAAGAAAAAGAAGAGGAAACAGAAAGAGGAAGAAGAGUCUGCAACAACUGAAAGGAGUCUAGGUGAGGAGCUCCUGGAGCACACCGACAAGAGCGUCAGGAAAAGCAGGAAGAAGAAAAAGAGGCAGAAAGAUGAGAGAGAGCGAACAGCUCUAGGAAGUGAGGAGGAAGAGGCUGCAGGAGAGAGUGGGCCCGGAGAACUGAGCACAGACCAACCUGAUCGGUCUUCCAGGAAAAAGAAGAAGAGGAGAAGGCAACGCCAUGAAGAAGAGGGGGAGAUGGGAGUCUGUGAAGGAGGCAGAGAUGUGACAGGCAGAGCAGAUAAAGAUCCCAGGAGAAACAGCAAGAAACGACAGACGUGUGGGGGGGACUUGGAUACCCAAGAGGAAGAAAGAAAGGAUGACUUAACAAAAGGAGAGAGAAAGGUCAGAAGAAAAGACAAAAAGAAAAGACAGCAGUGCUGUGAGGAGGUCUUGGAUGUAAGCAAUGAUGAUGAUGGCAGGACUUGGGAAGCAGAGGAUGAAGGUGAGAAAAAUCAGCCACACCCAAAGGAGAGAGCCAAAAAGAAGCGAAAGAGGGAUUGAGGGUCUAGGCGGAUCUCAGCUGACUCCUUUUCAGGGGUAGCCUGGUUUGGGGCAGGGUUUCUGCACACUCCUGCAAGCAGCCCUGGAGCCAAGAGCCAAAGCAUUCUAUGCUGGCUGAGGGGGUGGGUGUGCCCCCCCCCCCAUGAAACCUGCCCAAAAGUAUAAACCUGGUGCCCAGUAGCUCACCAGCUAAAGGAUGGUGGGAAGAGGAAUCACGAUGGGCGAAUAUUUGGAACUCUUCUAAAAAUCUGAAAAUGUAGACUUACAUGAAAUGCCUUUGUUUUGUUUUUGAGACAGGGUUUCUCUAAUAUAGCUCUGGCUUUCCUAGAACUCACAGAAAUCCAUGUGCCUCUGCCUCAUGAGUGCUUAGAUCAGAGGCAUGCACUAUCACACCCUGCAAAAUGCUUUCAUUUUAAAUACCGUGAAGGUUAAGAAAAACAUACAUUUAUAUGUAUGGGUUGGGUUACCCUCCCUGACUGCCUGUUUCUAAUCAUGGUUAAAUGAGAGCUCCGGCCCCAAGCUCAUAGGUCAUUCCCAGCUGACAGCACCUUUCCCAGCAUGAGAAGGUCUGAACACAAAGGAGGUGGCACUUGGAGACUUGAAGAAAUUCUGUUAACCUCUGGGGGUCUUGCUACAAUGCUAAGCUGAAUUAGUUUAGAGGUGUUAACUACCUCCCCGUGUAUUAAAAAUAAAUAAUCAUUCCUGGGUGAAAGAUCACAA